GCCGACUACACAUUUCGUCUCUAAACACCGAGCUGAAAAGCUGAUAUAGCGAUAACGGGAGAAGAUGUUGGACACAUCUGAAAGGGCGUUUAACCCUUCGAAUGUCGAUCAAAUACUAGAUUGUGAAAUGGACACGAGUGAUAUUGAGAGUAUUGAUGAAAUGGGAUUCCACGCCCAAUCGUCUUUACAGAAGCUGUCGUCUGCUGCAAAGCUACAACGUGCAAAUAUGGACAAUAUCUCGAAAGGAGAAAACACUUCACCACUUUCGGGUCAGGAACUGUCUCAGGACCUUUUCUCACUGAUCGAUUCCUUUAAUCUGGAAGCCCCAGUUGAGAAUUUCAACAGUGGCGACACGAACGCAUUCCAGUCUGUUAUUGAUGACGUCAUAGACGCCGCGCCCUCAGGUGACGAGUUUGACUUUCUGGAUAAUAUUUGUGGUUUUACCAGUGGCGACAUUCCCGUGAAACACAAUAGUUCAUCAGUGACGGGCACAGCCUGUGUUUACACCUGCGCAUCGGAAAAAGACAGGCGCGGCAACCAAUUAACCUGCGCACGGACUGAAUCAUCCACAUGCAUCAGUGGUGUGUACGACACGUGGAACACGCUCUCACCUGCAGAUCAGGAACUGCUUGAAAAAUUGCCUGUCUUUUUAGAAAACGUUGACUCUGUAUUGAUCUCAAAUGCGACGAGUGGGUGUGUUCGGUCGAAGAAGCGAGAACGGGACUUUGAAUUUCACGAGAUUGAACCUCGCAAAAGACUACGUUCGGAGGAUGCGCGUGGUGUGUUCAACAAUUCGAAAGGCAAAGCAGAUACUGGCAUUUUAACACGUGAUAAUAUUUGCGCGAGGGGAUCAUAGCAUUGUUUUAUCACUAUAAUGCACGUGGUUGCAUUUCAUAGACGUUGUUGCUCCAUUCAUUCUCAUCAAAAGUGUUCAUCGAAAGUCUGACUGUUGUGAUUUUUUUUAUGGAACUGCAAGAAAGUGCCAACUGUUGUUUGUUUUGUGUUGUUUACAUAUGUUACACAUAAACGACGGAUGCCGCCUUUUAUAAAGUUAUCUGUCAACAUGAA
This is a messenger RNA of Haliotis rufescens (red abalone), 1068 nucleotides long. RefSeq lists its product as uncharacterized. The transcript is spliced from 2 exons. The record is from RefSeq and is a predicted model, not a curated record. Lineage: Eukaryota; Metazoa; Mollusca; Gastropoda; Lepetellida; Haliotidae. Bases 65 to 856 code for a protein of 263 amino acids.